GUCCUGCGGUGCGCAGAGUGGCCCGCAGGUGGCGCUGCUGCCCGGACGUCCUGCGCAGACGGGAGGGGCGGGGUGUGGGCGCCUGGAGCUGCGAAUGUGAGUGUCCUGCGGGGCCCUCCCGCGGGACACCGCUCCUGACUCUCCCGUGGAGCACAGCUGCUCUCGUGUCAGUCCCUCCCCGCGGGGCGCAGGACAGGGGCACCUUGCUUUUCUGGGACGCGCCUGCGCAAGAGUGUGGAGGACGGAGCCCAGGCUCUCCGCGGCUGUGCCGGGUGACCGAAUGGACAGGUUCCUGGUGAAGGCGGGCCCGGGCGACCCCCGGGAAGGAGGGGAGGAGCCCGCCCCGACCGGAGGAACCUCGCGCCGCUUGCCGAGCCCCAGCUGGCAGCACCUUCGCGCGGAAGGUCUGAACUGUGAUUACACCGUCCUGUUUGGCAGAGCCGAGGCAGACGAGAUUUUCCGAGAGCUGGAGCAAGAAGUGGAGUAUUUUACCGGUGCACUGGCCAAGGUCCAGGUGUUCGGAAAGUGGCACAGUGUUCCCAGGAAGCAGGCAGCCUAUGGAGAUGCUGGGCUGACGUACACGUUUUCUGGUCUUACACUGACCCCGAAGCCCUGGAUUCCAGUUCUGGAGCGCAUUCGAGAUCGAGUCUGCAGGGCAACAGGACAGACCUUCAACUUUGUGUUCAUUAACAGGUACAAAGAUGGCUGCGACCACAUUGGGGAGCACAGAGAUGAUGAGAAAGAACUGGCCCCGGGGAGUCCCAUCGCGUCUGUCUCCUUUGGAGCUUGCAGAGACUUCCUCUUCCGGCACAGAGACUCUCGAGGGAAGAGACCCCGGCGGACAGUGGAAGUGGUCAGGCUGCAGCUGGCCCACGGAAGUCUGCUGAUGAUGAACUACCCCACCAACACCUACUGGUACCAUAGUCUCCCCAUCCGCAAGAAGGUCCUGGCUUCUCGGGUCAACCUGACUUUUCGCAAAGUUUUACCUACUAAGAAAUAAAACGUUUAUCUUUG
This is a messenger RNA of Psammomys obesus (fat sand rat), 1014 nucleotides long. It is a transcript of the gene Alkbh2, whose product is annotated as alkB homolog 2, alpha-ketoglutarate dependent dioxygenase. NCBI's taxonomy places the organism in Eukaryota, Metazoa, Chordata, Mammalia, Rodentia, Muridae. The record is from RefSeq and is a predicted model, not a curated record. Bases 281 to 1000 code for a protein of 239 amino acids. The transcript has 4 exons. Gene Ontology annotation, biological process: DNA repair.